Messenger RNA from Biomphalaria glabrata, 6915 nucleotides. Its product is annotated as 1-acyl-sn-glycerol-3-phosphate acyltransferase epsilon-like. Gene Ontology annotation, molecular function: acyltransferase activity. The coding region runs from base 1945 to 3051 and encodes 368 amino acids. The record is from RefSeq and is a predicted model, not a curated record. The transcript has 11 exons. Gene Ontology annotation, cellular component: endomembrane system; mitochondrion. NCBI's taxonomy places the organism in Eukaryota, Metazoa, Mollusca, Gastropoda, Planorbidae.
AUAGUAAAAAUAAAAUCUCUAUUAACCUUGAGGAAAUUAGUCUCACAGUUUGUGCCAUUCAGAUAUGAAGCAUGCAUUACAAUUGGCCACAGCUAGCUAGACGUAGAUCCAGGGAGGACGGUGGGUCAAAAUCGACCCAGGUGGCCCACAAAUUGUAUGCCAUAUGAAAUAUGAUGGACAUCCAAUUAUAUCUGUCCUCAAAAGCAUUGUGUAAAGUUUAAUAAUGUAUCGAAAGUAUUCUGCGAUAUGAAUAAUUUAUUAGAUGAUUUUGAAACUAACUGAUAAGCACUAUUACUAAAUGAAUAAAAUUAAUAAAGUAUAACACUUGGAAUGGUGAAUCUCUUAUUAUGAAAAAUUCCUGCUAUCAUAUACAUUAACAUAUACAUAUUCACAUUCAAGGCAUUCAAAGCUGGUUUGGUCAUACUGUUUAAUACGACUCACUGUCUAAAUCAUUUAUAAUAAAGGUACAGAAGAAAUAAAAUUACAAAGAAAAGAAAGACGAUUGACGUCAACAAUGAACCUGCUUUUGAUUUCCGCUAAGGAUAGCUUCUAAUUAGGAAGAGUGAAGAAAUUGUGUUACGCUAACCGUUUAAGGGACAGAUGAUGAUUUAAAAAAAAAAAAUUUGAACUUCGCACCUUUGGUAUGGAAAGCCAAUGUUCUACGCAAUUACCACAUGACAAUCAAGGCAAUGUUCUAGUAUUUUCUGCAUGGCGAGCUCCAAUGAUGCACAUUAUGUAAUAUACGUCUAACCUACAUCUGUUGACAACAAGACAUCGUCAGUUUCGAUGAUUAAAAAAUAGUGAACCAGUUCACGUGAAUAGCAAACCCAACGGCGACCUACUUGGUUUAAGUCUCGUCUGCACCUAAAGUCAAUAGAUAGAGACACUCUAUGAUAACAUAUUAAAACAUAAUGAAAAUAUUUUUUUUAAAGAAAUUUAAAAAAAAAAUAAUUUACAAAUAGGGCCUGUAACAACUUAUUAAAUUAAUAAGAAAGGCACAUUUAUAAAAAAAAAAAAAAAAAAAAAUUUAAAACUUAACAAGGUAUCAGUCAGAAAAAGAGGACUUAGUAAAAUUCAGAUCUCUCAGUACCAUUAUGAGGUCGAGAAGGUGUAUAGGCCUAAUUAUUGACAUCUCAUCGAUGUAUUAAAAGCCUUCAUUCAAGACAGUGUGUAGUUAUUAGAAAGACUAAGAAAGUAACUAGAGACAGUUAUAGUGAAAUUUAAUUGAUUGUGAAUAUUUACAGAGGAAUAUUACCAUAUGUGAAGCACGCAAUGACGUCGCGUAACCAGUAAAACAUUGUCAGUAGCUAAAAUGUAUAGAAUUUAGUUAGAGGAUCCAGAUCAACCACUAGAACCAUUAGAACAUUACUUAUACUAUAUAAGUAGAGGCUUGCCUUAGAACUAUUUCCUAGAGUGUCUCCACUGUAGCCACACCCAACGGUGGGUCCGAAACACGGCAGAGCGACAACAUUGGAUGUUCAAAUGACUGCCUGGUCUCCUGGAAUUAAUGCGCUCCGGACUGUCGGCACGAUGAUUCCGAGAUCGAACCUUGCCGUCCUGAAGAAGUUUAGGCUAGGAUGCAAUUAGCUUCAUUUCUGAAGGGAGCGUCCGAAAACUUAUAAAUCAAGUCAACACACCCAUUCCAUCACAAGUGGUUCCUAAAACUUUACAAAGGUGAAGUCCCCUAAAGUAUGUAAUGCACAAGUGCCCUUAAAUAUAUAAUGCCAUGCACCCUUCCUGUAGUAAAGAUCUCGGAGCCGAUAGGCUGGUUAAGACCUUUUUGGAGGAAACAGUACAAGGGAAAAGAAAGAGAGGCAGAGAAAGUAAUAGGAAGACCACAUCAAAAAUGGACAGGCCUAGGCAAAGACAAGAAUGGAGAAAUACAGUCGACAGAUAAUAUGUGGUUCCCUAGCGAUCCAACAGACUAAGGAAUAGGCGAAGAAAAUGUUGUCAGCUAUUAUUUUAAUGGUAAAUCUCAAAUGGAUUGUUCCUACUGCUUUUAUGUUGGGAGCAGCACCAGCAUAUAUAACUGUUUGGGGAAGCUGGAGAAUUAUUUCAGCAAUUUUCCCUAAGUGGGUUUAUGUUAAAGGAGAUGAUUUCUUAUUCUCUACUUAUCACAGAAAUUUAAUGUUCUUCUUUGAAGUCUUAACUGGUGUAGAGUUGAUAUUUUAUGGAGACCUUAAAGCACUUCAGGAGUUACCAAGUGGAGAGAACUGUAUUUAUAUGUCCAAUCAUCAAACCACAAUGGACUGGGUAAUAGCAAGCUGCAUUGCAUUACGCAGAGGAAGCUUGGGUAGAGUUCGCUAUGUCCUGAAGGAUGGAUUGAAAUUUCUACCAUUUUAUGGCUUUUAUUUAGGAAUGCAUGGAUCACUGUUUGUUAAGAGGGCAAAAAAAUUCAACAGAGCAAAAGCUGAAAAACAACUGACUAGGGAUGCAACAGACCAAAAACCUAUGUGGCUGGUCAUCUUCCCAGAGGGAACCCGGUUCAACCCAGAACAUCAUGAGACAAUAAAACUGAGUAAAAACUUUGCAAUAGAACAAGGAUUAGAACCACUGGAAAAUGUUUUGUUUCCUAGAGUUGGUGCUAUGCAAGUCUGUGUUGAUCACUUAAGAACCACUGUGGACUCUGUCUUUGACAUCACCUUGGCUUAUGGAAACUCUUACAAUUUUAGUGAAAAGAAACACAGAGAAGCCCCUCCAAUGCAAGAUUUUCUUAUGGGUUUAAGUCCUCAAGUUCAUAUUCAUGUCUCUCGAAUACCAAUUGAUGAAGUACCAGUAGAAGCAGAGAAACUGAAGCAGUGGCUUUAUUUAAGAUAUCAAAUGAAAGACAGGUUAUUGCAUGAAUUCUAUUCAGCUGAAUCAGAGAAAGAGGCCAGAUUUCCCUGCAUGCGUGUAACUAAGGCCCUGAGCCUGCCUGCCUUGUUGCCAUCAGUUCUUUUAUGGAGUGGAACAUUUGCAGCUGUAAAUGCUUUUCAUAAAGGACAGCAAAUCUACUGGACUGUAGGCCUGGGUAUUGCUAGUAUUGGUUUGGUUUGGAUGGGGAUUAGAUAAUAAUUCUUUAUCAAAUUUUUAAGUGAGAGUUUGAAUAAAUUACACUUUACAAAACAGCCUGAAUAUUAUGACUUGCCUUGUUAAGUUAAAGCCUUUCCUUCAUAAAAGAAGAUUGUUACAUCCCCCAAAUCUCCUGCAUUUCAGCAGUGGCAGGCAUUGUUUGAACAGUGGCCCAGAACGCAUGCCACACAACAGGGUAGUCAUCCAUACAUACAUAAAGUAUAAUUGUUAAACAAAGUUAAUUAUGCACAAUUAAGGCUUACCAUAGUUAAGGUAAUGGUUAAUAUAUAUGUAUUUAAGAUUAGAUGAAACUACAGUGAAAAUAUGUAUUUAAAAAGUGUAUUUAACUUAAAUUGUAAAGAAAUAGUUUGAAGAGAGUAAUAAAUUUGAAGUUUAAAUGUUGUUUGUUUUGACAAUAAAUUUUUAAAAAUUCCAAUGGCCUACAGUAUAUGCCACUCCUUUACUUCACUGCAUAUAUCCAAUUUAGACAUCACAGUUUAACCCCACUACCUUACUCUCUUCUUUGGCCCAAUUGUCAUAGUUUCUAAGGAUAAAAUACCUUUGCUUUACCUGCCUACUUCUCUGUAUAACACACACACAUGACUGUUUGAGGGCCAUAAGUUGUAAUUUUGUCUUUUUCACUGGAGGACUAUGAAGGGAAUACCCUCUCCCAAAAUGUAUCCCCCAUAUUACAUUCACUUUAAUGGUACCUUAUCUUUGACUAAGGUAAAAUGCUUUUAUUAAUCUUCAUUCAAGGCAAUAGAAUCUCAUUUCACAUUGUUAACAAUGUGAUUUGGAAAAAAAAAACAAGAGAAAUAUCUACUUUAUUCAUUGUUUUUGUUUCAUUUGAAUGUGUUAGUGCCAUAAUUUGAAAAGAAAUGAAAAACUGAUAUAGGAAAUGAAAGCAUAAUAAUAUGUGAAAUUGUAUCUAUACUAGACCAAAGUUUUGGCAAGAAUCAAUGAAAUAAUUUGAAUUCAGAAUUAUAUUUAACAAAUAUUAUAUGUCUAAUAAGCAAGUUUUGCUUCAUGGAAAUAAUGUUUCUGCACUAAAAGCUGAUCAAAGAAAUGUUCUUUUGUUCUAGAAAAAAAAUUUUGCCUAAAAAAUUUGAGCUGCUGAAUCCUUUACAGUUACAUCUUAUUUCUUAAUAUUGAUACAAACUAAUAGUGACCUGAAGUUGCUUCUGUUAAUUUUAGUCCAAAUCAUCCUUUAGUUUUAUUGUGUACUAUACCUAGAUGAAAAUUAUUAACAUUACCGAUUGUAAUAUUUAUUUAUUAGUAUUUAUGUAGCUUUAAUUUUUGAAUUAACAAUUUAAAUGUUCAAACUUAUGGCAAUGUUAUUCCGUCAUAUGAUCAUGCAUAUCAUAUAAUAUUAAUUUGUGAAAAUUUAAAGUAAGGUGAAGUAGUAUGGUCAUUCAUACAGAGACAUCUAAGUAUAUGUGGUCAAACAUGAUGUUAGUUAAUAUGCUCACACAUGAUAUAGUAAAUAUGCUCACACAUGAUGUUUGUAAAUAUGAUCACCAUAAUGUUAGUAAAUAUUAUUUAUUAUUAUGCUAGUAAAUAUGCUCAUGAAAUAAUGCUAGAAAAGAAUUUUUUUAAAAUGUUAUAUUGGGUACAAAGAACUUUUAGUAGAACUGGGUAAAAUGUGGAACAAAUCUUGUGGAGUGGUUGGAUUUUUUUUACAUCUGAUGUAUAAUUAAUGAUACACAGUUCUUGUCUUAUAUUUUUGAAAUGAUUUCCAAUAUUAACCCAUUUCUGUUGUGGUAUUUUACUUUAGCUUACUAAUCUUGUACCAAAUUCAAUUUUUUUUUUUUACAUUGUUCAUCUUUUUAUCUAUUUAUAAAUUUCAAUCAUUUUGUUGUAUUCUUAUCUAUAUACAUUAUAAAUUAUAUAUCUGUGAUUUCAUUAAAGCUAAAAAUGUGUAAUAUUGUUAUGUCUAAGUAGUCCCUCUUUCUUUUGAAAGCGUCCGCUUUUCAGUUAUUAAUGUUGUUAGUUACAUAUCAUCAUUAAUGUUCUAAGUACCAUUAAGCCCUGUGAAUACUCUACAGGCUUCCUGCUUGAAAACCACUGGCUAUGAGUAUUUAAUUUUAUUUUUUAAAUUUAACAGAUCAAAUCAUUGUCUUUAAUAUUAUUUUUUAUCUAGUUGACCGCUCCAUCUACUAACUAAAGGUUAUACAAUUCAUCUUGAAUAACAUUUUAUUAUUAAGUAUAUAAAUGCAUUUCUUCUUUUUUAACAUUAUCAUUUCAAGACUUGUGAUAUCAGAGAAUUGAUAUAAAAGACAAGAAUACAUAGUUAUGGUAAGAUGGAAUUUUAAGAGUCCAUCAAUGUAUAAAUUGGUUAACAUUUUUUAAACAUGAUUUGCAAAUUGUAUGUAAAAAAAAAAGUUCUGUUGGUAUGAUAUAAGAACUUUUCAAUUAAUUACUGCUUGCACAGUGCAUACUUCCUUUUUAAAGCUGUAGGUAAACAUUACAUUAGUCACAUUAGUGUGAUGAACUAAGUUGUAUGUAUCACCUCCCCCUCCCAUAGGGAAAUGCCUAUAUUAUAACCUGUUCCAUCUGAUUUCACCAAUCUAUUUAUUUGCACAAAAUAAGUACACUUGUUAUGUUUAGUCAUCUGAGCCUGAACCCUUUUUAAAAUAGUGUAUUUCUCCAUACACUAAAUAUUAUGACAAUAUUGACCAUCUAAAUAUUAUCAAAUUGUUUUGUCUUAUGUGUCAUAUAUAUAGUAAAGUAAAAAGUGAAGUAUCCCCUUUUAGACACAAUGACCAACUGCCUUUACUUUCCCCAAUUAAAGUCUAUACCCAGUAGAGUUUGGUGGACUCGGUGGAGUACUUAAAAAUAAUUUAAAAUCACCAAGAUUUGAACCCUGGACCUCUUGAGUUCAGAAGCCAAGCGCUUUACCCCUCAGCCACCCUUCACAUAUACAUAUUGUUACAUUUCUCUCUCUCCUAAUUAGGCGUUCUGUAAACAACUGCUCAACACACAACACAUCAAGAACUUGAUAAGAGUUCCAAAUAAUCUGCUACUUUAAUGAAUAGAUAACAGCCAAUGCUAGACAAUAGGCAACACAACUACUAAAAAUGUUACACUUUACAUCACUGUACUAAACUCUACUGUCUCUAUCUCUUCCUGGACCCGUAUGUUCACUUGAGGACUCCGCCAGGACUGACUUUAUGGCCUACUAACAGUCCCGGUCUCAUCCCUGUCCUGUCUUGAACUGCACUGCCUUACACACUGUCUCUGGUCCAUGCAGGCUUAUGAUCCGAUGAUAACACGGGUCAUAUUCACAUGCAAAGUUCAUACCAGUACUGUCCCUUGCCCUUCGAUAUAGCACGCUAACUGUAUUACUGUCCUGUGUCACAUGUGUCAGCUGAUCAUACACGGUUAGCCUUAUCGUUCCACCAAUAGGGCUACAACAGUAUAUAUAAUAUAUAUAUAUAUAUAAUAUUUUUUUUAUAAUGAAUAUUAGUGUUAAUAGGUUUUGAAAACUAAUAUGCAUAUUUUAUACAUGUACAUAUAUAAAAAAAAUUUAAACAAGAUUGGUGUCAAUCUGCAACUAUUAAUGCCAUUUGGGUGUCAUUUUGUAAAUAUGUUGGGAGUAUCCAAUGAGUUUUUGCGCGACACCAACUUCUUAAAAUUUUUGUUUUUGAUGCCUAAUUAUUCUGACAUAUUUUGCUUUCAGUAUAACACUGCCUUUGAAUAGAUUCAUUCUAUAGCUCUGUGUUGAUAUUCCUUCCUGAAAAUGUAUCAAAUUUCUCUGCAAUUCCAUUUUCAAAAUUAUUUAGUCAUCAAUACAUUUUGUUAAUGUUAUUCAAAUAUUUGUUUUAAAUUUGAGUGAAGUACUUUAAUUAAAAAUAUUACCAUGAA